AUGGCCGCUCUCGGCGACGACCUAUUGGCGACUGUGAACAAGUUGCAGGACCUGGUCUUCAACACCAUUGGAAAUGACUCUCUCGAUCUGCCCCAGAUUGUUGUCGUCGGCUCACAAUCUGCGGGAAAAUCCUCUGUGCUCGAAAACAUCGUUGGGCGAGACUUCCUUCCUAGAGGUAGUGGCAUUGUGACUCGCAGGCCCCUGAUUCUGCAGCUGAUCAACGUCCCCAGCGAGGAUGAGGCCGAGGACCCCCUUGCCGCUAGCUACCGGAAUCCCAACCAAGCUCUCCGGAAUGAGUGGGCAGAGUUCCACCAUAUUCCCAACCGGAGGUUCACCGACUUUGGGGAUGUGAAGCGGGAAAUUGAAAAUGAGACGGCGAGAGUUGCAGGAAGCAACAAGGGCAUCAACCGCCAGCCCAUCAACCUGAAAAUCUACUCUCCUCACGUCCUGAACCUCACGCUCGUUGACUUGCCAGGACUGACAAAGGUUCCCAUCGGCGAUCAACCUACCGACAUUGAGAAGCAGACUCGAAACCUCAUCUCAGAGUACAUUGCCAAGCCAAACAGCAUUAUUUUGGCCGUGUCCCCGGCAAACGUUGACAUUGUCAACUCGGAGGCUCUAAAGCUCGCAAGGCAUGUCGACGCCCUCGGGAGGAGAACGAUUGGCGUUCUUACCAAGGUCGAUUUGAUGGACCACGGCACAAAUGCGCUUGAUAUUCUUUCCGGCCGUGUGUAUCCUCUGAAGCUGGGCUGGAUCGGAGUCGUCAAUCGGUCGCAGCAAGACAUCCAAGGUAACAAGCCCAUGGAGGAGGCAUUGAAGUCAGAGAUGGAAUUUUUCAGGCACCAUCCCGCAUAUCGGAACAUUGCGACCCGCUGCGGCACCCAAUUUCUGGCCAAAACUCUUAACACGACCCUCAUGGCACACAUCCGCGACAGGCUUCCCGACAUCAAGGCUCGCCUCAACACUCUUAUGGGACAGACUCAACAGGAGCUCGCCAGUUAUGGAGACAUGCAUUUCAGCGGCAAAGAGCAUCGAGGCUCGCUCAUCUUGACCCAGAUGACACGCUUUGCGACAUCGUUCAUAUCCUCCAUUGAUGGUACUUCUACCGAAAUUUCGACCAAGGAGCUCUGUGGUGGCGCCCGUAUCUAUUACAUAUUUAACUCGGUGUUUGGAAGCUCACUGGAAUCGAUCGACCCCACGUCGAAUCUUUCUGCGCACGACAUUCGGACGGCGAUCCGCAACUCUACCGGCCCUCGGCCCAGCCUGUUUGUCCCUGAAAUGGCCUUUGACCUGCUUGUGAAGCCGCAGAUCAAGCUUCUCGAAUCCCCAAGUCAACGAUGCGUUGAGCUCGUUUACGAGGAGCUCAUCAAGAUCUGCCACACAUGUGGAUCCAACGAGCUUUCCCGCUUCCCCAGGCUUCAAGCUAAACUGAUUGAGGUUGUGUCUGACCUUCUCCGGGAGAGGCUCGGUCCGGCAUCGACAUAUGUAGAAUCCCUGAUUUCCAUUCAGCGAGCGUACAUCAACACGAACCACCCCAACUUCCUUGGCGCCGCCGCGGCCAUGAGUCACGUUGUUAGCAACAAGCAAGAGCGGGAGAGAAAGCGCCUGAUUCAAGAAGAGCGGGAGAGAAGAGAACGGAGGCGGCUAAAGGAGCUCGGCGCCAACGGCGCGGACACUCCCGCUGAGGAGGAGGAGGACAAGGGGACGCCAGAAAAAGAAUCCAUCGCGAUACGAAAGGCGGCUGCCAAGAACGUCCGUAGCCUUUCACCUGCGGUACGCGAAUCUGCAUCAGGCGGUCUUGCUGCUGCGCUUAACGGAGGUCGCUCGGACUCUCCUGCCCGGUUGAACGGACAAGGGUUAGGCAACGCGAAAGAUUCGUUCCUUAACUACUUCUUUGGUAAGGAUGGCGCCAUUGUGCCGGGAGCACCACCUCCUCACUCACAAAUGGGCCGCCAUAUCAACCAAAUGUCGGAGCCUACCUUUAGCCAGAGCAUGAGGCGGCAAGAAGAGAAGCCGAUGCGAUCUCCCAUGAUGCCGCUCAGAAGUGACGAUAAUCUCGACUUUACGUCCAAGACCACCGAAACUGCCGAUGGUAGCAGCGAUCCAGCCAUGACGGACCGCGAAGCUAUGGAAGCGGAGCUUAUUCGGGCGCUAAUCAGCUCCUACUUUAACAUUGUUCGUGAGAGCAUUGCGGACCAGGUGCCCAAAGCCAUCAUGCACUUGCUCGUUAACCACUGCAAGGACGUGGUUCAGAACCGCCUGGUGAGCGAGCUGUACAAGGAGUCGAUGUUCGAAGAGCUCCUGUACGAGGAUGAUGCCGUCAAGAAGGAGCGUGAGAAGUGCGAGAAGCUGCUCCAGACCUACCGCGAGGCGGCCAAGAUCAUCGGCGAAGUCGUAUAG
Molecule: messenger RNA, 2400 nt
Organism: Podospora anserina S mat+
Lineage: Eukaryota; Fungi; Ascomycota; Sordariomycetes; Sordariales; Podosporaceae
Exons: 4
Coding region: 1-2400 (799 amino acids)
Biological process (GO): peroxisome fission; mitochondrial fission
Cellular component (GO): membrane; peroxisome; microtubule
Molecular function (GO): GTPase activity; microtubule binding; GTP binding
Source: RefSeq, a predicted model, not a curated record